GAGCGAUGACCUCGCCGGCCUGGCGGGAAGCUGCCACGCUGCUCCUGGCGGUGGGCGGCGGGCGACGACCCCCUCCCGGGGCCGCAGCCGCCGCCGCCUUCGACUACCAGGUGCUGCUCCUCCGCCGGAGCGCCCGCAGCGCUUUCAUGCCCAGCGCCCAAGUCUUCCCGGGCGGCGUGGCCGACGCCGCCGACUUCUCGCCCGCCUGGCGGGAGCUUCUGCCGGACUCGCCGCGCUGCGGGCUGGACGCUCAGCCUCCCGCCCGGCCUCCGCUCUUCGCCGCCCGCCGGCCCGAGCUGGGCGAAGCGUCCCUGCCGGCCGACGUGGCCUUCCGCAUCUGCGCCAUCCGGGAGACCUUCGAGGAGAGCGGGCUGCUGCUGGUGGUGCCCGCCGAGGAAGCCGCCGCUGCCCGGACGGACGGCCCGACUCCCCUGCUGCCCGCCGCCGAGCGGCUCCUGCCGGCCGCCCGGUUGGAAGAGUGGCGGCGCCGGGUGCAAAGCGACCCGGGCAGCUUCCUGCAGCUCUGCCGCCGCCUGGGCUGCGCGCCCCACUUGCGGGCUUUGCACGAGUGGGGCAACUGGCUGACCCCCGUGGAGCCGGGCAGGCCGACCGCCCGCCGUUACGACACCGCUUUCUACCUGUGUUGCUGCCUCGGGCAGGAGCCGCCCGCCGUCUCGCACGACCGGCAGGAGGUGGCCGGCUGCAGGUGGUCAACCCCUUUAGAAGCUAUUGAACUUUAUAACUCUGGAGAAAUCUGGAUAGCACCACCUCAACUUUAUGAGUUAUGUAGGCUCUGUCAUUUUUCAUCCCUUCGUGAUCUGGAGCGGUUUAGCUCAGAACGAGCUUUAGAAGGUUGUGAACGCUGGAUGGCAGUUUUAUUGACAGCUUCAGAUGGCUACAUACAAUUGUUGCCAGGUGACGAUUUAUAUCCCAAAGAUCCUGAUUUUACUGGCGAAAGGAAAGCUGUGCUGACAACAAAUAAAAACAUUGAAGAACUAAUGAAAGAGGGCAGAAACCUUCACCGGGUAGUAACACGAAGCUUUAAUAAUGUAACUAUCCAUGUGAAUAUUGAAUCCAAAUAUAAACAUAUAAAUCCAGUUAGAUUGGACUCUAAAAUGUGAAAUAAUGCAGAUUGCCACAAUCAGUUGUAGUAUUUCUCAUACUGGAAUUACUAAAUUUCGAGAAAUGUUGGAAUAACAAUGAAUUAAUAGCACUGUGCCAUUUUCUGGACAUACCUCAAUAUGUAUGUAAAUUAUUUCAGUUUCAAGUUGUGUUGAUCAGUGUCAUUAUUCUUGUGCCAAUUCUGGAAUAGAGAUCUCUCUUCUAAGAACCCAAAUUUAAUUUAUUGGUUAAUUAAUUUCUUUCAGUUAUAAUUGAUAAGUCAUAAAUGAUAAGUAGGCAUCUAGAGUACAUGGAUUUGGGUUCAUGGCAGUGAUUGCUUGCCUUGACAUUGGAUUCAGAAUAGUGGAUAUGAUCAAAUGAUUGAAGCUCCGCCCCUUUUCAAUACGCAUUUAGCGCAUGCAACACACAUUAAAAGGGGCAGAACUUUGGUCCCCCAGGUGCAUCUGCUGUUUUAAAGGCAGUGACACCAUUCCUGCAGAUGUUCCUGUUGACCGAUAGAUCAUUUGCCAACAUUAAAAAGAACUGAACACUUUGAAUGUUACCAUACCUUUCUCUCCACCUGUAUUCAAAAUAAGUGCAUUGCAGAUUGUAAAUGCAUAUAUUCAGAACUACUUCUGGGAAGCACUGUUUUAGUUUAACUUGUUUAUGCUGAAAUGUCACCUAUUGUGCCUUUACAUUAACUGUGUUAUGUAACCCUAACAAGUAUCUUGUUAAAAAUAAAUACUUUUAAGCAGUG
This is a messenger RNA of Ahaetulla prasina, 1858 nucleotides long. RefSeq names its product nudix hydrolase 19 (gene NUDT19). Gene Ontology annotation, cellular component: mitochondrion. The record is from RefSeq and is a predicted model, not a curated record. Gene Ontology annotation, molecular function: hydrolase activity, acting on acid anhydrides, in phosphorus-containing anhydrides. The transcript has 3 exons. Lineage: Eukaryota; Metazoa; Chordata; Lepidosauria; Squamata; Colubridae. Bases 6 to 1121 code for a protein of 371 amino acids.